This is a messenger RNA of Arctia plantaginis, 258 nucleotides long. The record is from the annotation of a GenBank genome assembly. Lineage: Eukaryota; Metazoa; Arthropoda; Insecta; Lepidoptera; Erebidae.
AUGGCUCAUUUUUACGAUGAUGAGAGUGCCGAAAUUAAUCAAGACAGAAAAUCAAAAGAAAAGGAAGACUCAAGUGUCAGUAUUGGUGAGGAUGACUCAGAUAAAAAAGACAUGAGUAAAGAAAAGCAUGACAAAGCUGAAAUCUCAGAUAGCAGCGACAGCGAUGAUAUGGAUGAUACAGCUAGACUGCAUAGUACUAGAGGACUAAAAGCCGAAGAAUUUGAGCCGGAAGGUACCGUGGUUUUGUUUCUAUCAUAG